AUGCCGUUAUUCCCAGAGAAGCAAAUUUCUCUACUUACUGCCUUUGACGCUCAAAACGUUCUCUCCAAAUCCCAGCGGCGCAUCCUCGCUUUACGCACAAAGCCUCUCUUUCGGGUGCCAAACGCCUUAGCUCCGAGAAGCAGCGCUUCGGAGGAUGAGCUGGCUGCAUGUGCGGUACCCGAGGAAUCCAACCCGGCCUUCAUCCGCCUCGCUUCUUCUUCCCCUCCAUCCCCGCCACCCUCCCUCUCCCCGGAUAAAUCGAUGUCUCUGGCUAUGCGCCCCCAACUAGCCGCGCGCGAUGACUUCGCUUCCGCGCGGCGUCGCUCUCCAAGGUAUUUUGCGCUUUAA
This is a messenger RNA of Podarcis lilfordi (Lilford's wall lizard), 348 nucleotides long. NCBI's taxonomy places the organism in Eukaryota, Metazoa, Chordata, Lepidosauria, Squamata, Lacertidae. The record is from the annotation of a GenBank genome assembly.